Clupea harengus (Atlantic herring) is the source of this 3893-nucleotide messenger RNA. It is a transcript of the gene arrdc3b, whose product is annotated as arrestin domain containing 3b. The record is from RefSeq and is a predicted model, not a curated record. NCBI's taxonomy places the organism in Eukaryota, Metazoa, Chordata, Actinopteri, Clupeiformes, Clupeidae. Gene Ontology annotation, biological process: protein transport. Gene Ontology annotation, cellular component: cytoplasm.
GGUGCUAUAAGACUGGUGAGACACCCUGGUGAAAGCCCGUCUGUGAACAGAGACUACUGAGAGUAGACGCAGUAGAUAACAGCUAUUCACGCUGUGAGGAAAGCCUUGAAAACUAAAUGACUUGCCAUAGAUUAUAGCACUGAUCCUGCCUGCAGCCUUUCUGCAUGGCAAACUUACUGGUCAGUGUUUGAAAGAUCACGCUCAUGUACAAGUGAGGUCUGAUUUUUUUUAUAGAUCUGAAUUACUGUUAAGGUGAUUUCUUAACACCAUGGUGCUCGGAAAGGUGAAGAGCUUCUUUGUGAGCUACGACUGUCUUAAUGACAGCAACGUCCCCGUCUUUGCCAGUGGGGACUCAGUGUCAGGGAGAGUUAUCAUCGAGGUCACCGGAGAAAUUCGGGUGAAAUCCUUGAACAUCCACGCCAAAGGACUGGCUAAAGUUCGUUGGACUGAAUCUCGCAAUGCUGGAUCCAACACUGCCUACACGCAAAAUUACACCGAAGAAGUGGAGUAUUUAAACCACAGAGACAUCCUAAUUGGACAUGAGAGAGACGAUGAGAACCCUGAGGAGGGCCUGACGAUCCUUCACACUGGAAGACACGAGUACCCGUUCAGCUUCGAACUCCCACAGACGGCCCUGGCCACCUCUUUCGAGGGGAAGCACGGGAGCGUGCGCUACUGGGUGAAGGCUGAGCUCCACAGGCCCUGGCUCCUGCCCAUGAAGGUGAAGAAGGAGUUCACUGUCUUUGAGCACAUCGACAUCAACACUCCACUCCUGCUGUCUCCCCAGGCGGGCACAAAGGACAAGACACUGUGUUGCUGGUUCUGCACCUCAGGGCCCAUUUCCCUAAGUGCCAAAAUUGAGAGGAGAGGCUACACUCCUGGCGAGUCGAUCCAGAUCUUCGCGGAGAUUGAGAACUGCUCGUCCCGCGUGGUCGUGCCAAAGGCAGCCAUCUACCAAACACAGACCUUCUAUGCCAAAGGGAAAGUGAAGGAGAUCAAGCAGCUCAUUGCCAACCUGCGGGGAGAUCCGCUGCCCAGCGGCAAGACCGACACCUGGAAUGGGAAAAUGCUCAAGAUCCCACCCGUCUCGCCCUCCAUCCUGGACUGCAGCAUCAUCCGAGUGGAAUACUCUCUGAUGGUGUACGUGGACAUCCCCAGGGCCAUCAACCUGUCACUGAGCCUCCCCCUGGUGAUUGGCACCAUCCCGCUCCACCCGUUUGGCAGCAGAACCUCCUCCGUCAGCAGUCAGUGCAGCAUGGCCACGAGCUGGCUGGGCAUGGCGCUGCCUGAAAGGCCAGAAGCUCCCCCAAGUUACUCAGAGUGCAUCAGCCGAGAGCAGAGGCCCAGCCUGGACCUGACGGCUGCACGGGACGAGCUGGAGGGCCCAAUGUUCGCCUACAUCCAGGAGUUCCGCUUCCAACCACCUCCCCUGUACUCAGUGAUCGAUCCAAAUCCAGAGCCAGCUUGCUGGUCCGAGGAAAGGCGUCCGGACACCUGUCCGUCUCGCUGAAGUGUCCCCAGUGCCUGUCCAGCGUUGUCAGGCUGUUUCCUCCUCAAGACGCUUCACCUCCUCACUGAGGGCCCAGAGGCAAAAGAAACCCGUCAACCAGACGGAGACCAGAGCUUCCACUGCAGAGACAGAGCAGGAUUCUCCACCAACCCGAACAAGCCUACCUGCUGAGCCAAGCCCGGCCCAGACCCGGGCCACGGCAGGCACGCCCGCGGCUCGCAUAAGCAUAGGCACCUGCUUGCCCAAGGAGGGGACCUCCCACUGUUGGUUUAACUGUGGCACAUGCUGAAUGACAUUUGUUUUAUUUUUUUUUGCAAAACUGAGAAAUUGUGCCCUUACCACCUCCCUCCCUCCUCUGCAAUCCUCCAAGUCACCAUGGACACCAUCAGGCCUGCAUUGCGCAGGGCAACAGGGUUGGAAAUGCCCCUCCUGCCUCAGAAAUGAUUUUGCACAUCUGAGUUUUUCUCUUUUUGUUGUCGUUGUUGUUGUUAUUAGCAGCAGGGUUUGUGUGGUUCACUCCUAAUGGCCACUGUUAGUAUAACCAGUGCUCACGCGCUCUAGAACAAGACUGCUGGCUUCAGGCAGUAGAGCCCAGUAAGAGCCAACCGAGUGGCGUAAACAGAACUAAAGACAAAACAGAACAAAUACAGAAGAAAGACGCUUCAGAGGGCAAAGAAAAGAAAAAAAGAAAAAAAAAACGACCAGCUGUCUAACUAGACUAGGCCUCUUCGCCAAGUUUUCUAAAAGCUUCCUAGCUGGUCAUGGUUGUGUGUGAAGAGCAGAAAGUGUUUGCAGAGCUGAACUGUGUGGUCAGGGAUCAGAGGGAGGAGGUGAAGAGAGGGAAGGAAGCUUUCCUCCUCCUCCUCCUCCUGUAGAGUGGUGCGAGAUGAGACGGAAACGCACCCCCAUGCCUUUGAGCUGUCCUCGCACACCACAUUGCCUUUCCACAGAGCUCACACACACAUGCGCGCAUUGCUGUUCCAUCAGCCCCUCUCUCUCCCCCUCCCUCCCUCUCUGUCUCUCUCAGGUGUUCUGCUCACUUGCCAAACUUUUAAGACGAGAGGUGACGUGUGCUCACUCUAUCUCUCUCUAUCUCUCUCUAUCUCUCUCUCUCUCUCUCUCUCUCUCUAUCUCUCUCUAUCUCUCUCUAUCUCUGUCUAUCUCUCUCUAUCUCUGUCUUGACCUUAACUGCACUGUCAGUCGAUGCAAAAGCAGGACAUGAGAGAAGUGUCAGGAAGACCUGCACAAAUAUGUGAGAUAAAAAAAAAUGAAUGACAUUCCUCUUUAGUCCUAAUUCUCUCUCUCUCUACUCGACGAAAUGACUCCUACAGAUAGUCAUGGAUGACGUUGAGUCCAUAGUGACCUGGAGACAUGUUAAACUAGACUGUACCAUUAAAGCACAGUUCAAAUGAAAGCGAACAGGGGAAUGUGCUCCUCGAUGAGUUCUACAUUUGUUUUUCUCACUCAUUCGAUGGUGCACAAGACCAGUUGGAGUUUGGCUGUUUGAGCCUUAACUAUUAAGAAGCACUUUUGUUAUUGUAAGGUUGAGUGUGUGCGAAAUUAAUCACACCUUAUGAAAGCAUUACAACUAUGCGGGCAUGAUUUAGUGAAACAAAUUAGGUAGACGUUUUUUUUUUUUUUUUCUUCAUUCAUGAAAGUUUACAAGUUGUUUUUGUGUUUUUUUUUUUUUUUUUAUGGUGACCAUGUCUGUGUGCUUUUCUGAUGAACGAAAUGUUACUCAAGACAGUGCAGCUCUCUGUAGAGGCAGCGUGAAGACAAACACAUGCCCGCGUGGCCUUGGCACAAGCCCGUUUCCUUGAUCCGAGUUCUUUUGUUAAAGACUACAAGCUUAUCAUCCAGGUUUUACUAUUUGAGUUUUUGUCAGGCUAUUGCAACUUCUCAGUGAAAAAGGGAAUAAUUAUCGUCUGGAAAGCAUUUAUUUUGUGGCUGAACUAGCGUCCUGCGUUUCUCUUUCCUCGAUCUGCACUCACACAUGGGUUGUCUACUUGCUCACAGGCAUUUUGUUGUGAGCCAUGUUUCAGUAGCCUUGUGGCUUUGCUCUUUUAGUGCCCAUGUUGACUUGCACGCCCCCCUGUACAAGAACGAGCACCGAGAGUGUGUGUGCACUUCUGAACGAUAUAACUCCAUACCUGAUGACACAAGCUUUUGUUUAUCUUACCUCUUGAGUGUGAAUUAAGCUUAUUCUAAUUUUUAGAAACAAAAAAGUGCAAUAUUAUUUUAGUAUAUAUUUCCACUAUUUGUACAGUUUCAUAUCUUUUUGUUUUCUGCUUUAAUAAUAUUAUCUUAUUUUGUCUGUAUUAUGCCAGUUGAUGAAUGUUUUAUGUUAUAAUUUUGUGUUCAAAUAAAGAAGCCAUUUUUGAAA